AUGAAGCGGCUUGCAUCUUCGUUCACGGAAUCUCAAAGCUCGAAACGGGCACGGAUAGGAUCGCCAGCCAGCCAUGGUAGCGGCGAGGCCCCAGGAGCCAACUGGCCUGCCAAAAAGGAGGAGAUUGAAGCGGCGAGACGCCUUAUUCUUGAAUGUGCUACCGCCAAAUCCAGAACGCUCAUCGUUCCUGACAAGGACGCGGAUGGACUCGCAUCUGGCUCAAUCCUUCAACGGACUCUCGUCCUUCUUGGCCUGCCCUCAAGUCUUAUUACCACUCACCUCGUCCGAAGAGGGAAUAACAUCCACGACCCUUCGGAGCGGACGGCCAUGACAAAGCUGUCUCCAUCGUACGUCUUCGUCCUGGACCAAGGCUCCCGGCGCUCCUUGCCUGUUGUCAAUAUCUCGAACCACAGAGCCCUUAUCAUCGACCACCACCAGGCUGCCGAAGACGAGUUUCCGUCUGGUUCUCAGCAUGUCACUGCCUGCAACUUCCCGCCUAUAUCUACAUCUGCCCUACUAACCUACCUCAUAUGCCGUCCUCUUCACCCUGCCAUUGAACAGCAGUGCGCGUGGCUGGCCGUUCUUGGUACGCAUGGAGAUUUGGGCACAAACUUUAAGUGGCAACCGCCCUUUCCCGAUAUGGGUGUCGUGCUCAAGAAGUACACGCGCAAAAGGAUCAACGACGCAGUCUCUCUUAUCAACGCACCGCGCCGCACAGCCGCAUAUAACGUCCAUGCCGCAUGGGAGGCACUGACGGAGGCCGUCAGCCCGGUCGAUCUGCUCGCUAACAAGGCGCUCUUGGCGGCAAGGGUAGAGGUCAACGCCGAGGUGGAACGGUGCACACACGUCCCGCCCAGAUUUUCGAGCGAUGGGCGCGUGGCGGUUUUGAGAAUGAAUAGCAAGGCACAGGUGCAUCCGGUCAUUGCGACGAGGUGGGCGGGACACUUGAAGAGUGCUAGGCUUGAGGUGGUGAUGGCUGCUAAUGAGGGGUAUCUGGAAGGGAAUGUGAACUUUUCG
Neurospora hispaniola is the source of this 1017-nucleotide messenger RNA. RefSeq lists its product as uncharacterized. The record is from RefSeq and is a predicted model, not a curated record. NCBI's taxonomy places the organism in Eukaryota, Fungi, Ascomycota, Sordariomycetes, Sordariales, Sordariaceae. The transcript has 2 exons. The annotation marks the transcript as partial.